This is a messenger RNA of Protopterus annectens (West African lungfish), 1047 nucleotides long. Its product is annotated as transmembrane protein 62-like. The transcript has 3 exons. Bases 604 to 1047 code for a protein of 147 amino acids. Gene Ontology annotation, molecular function: hydrolase activity. NCBI's taxonomy places the organism in Eukaryota, Metazoa, Chordata, Ceratodontiformes, Protopteridae. The record is from RefSeq and is a predicted model, not a curated record.
CGUUCAGCUGACUAUAUUUGACUGCUACUUUUAGACUUUUCCUCAUGAAAUUUUCGUUUUUUUAGCAACUUUUGAGGACUGAAGUCACUAAGACAGAUAUCAGAGUUUCAGACUUUAUAUCCUUCAGCAAAGGCAUGCUAAUGUAAAACCUGUUAUUGUAGCACCUUUUUAAGCUUGUAAGAGCAGUACUUAAAAGCUGUCCCUGUUUGGGGACUUUGCCCUUCCAUUGCUUUUGACUUUGUCCAGAUUUAUUGCAGUAAGAAGUUGAGAGCAUAACUCUCGUGACCAAUAUUUACAAUUGCCCAUUUUUGGGGGCUUUUGUCCCACCACCCCCAUGUGUUAGCCUUUAUGUGGAUUUUUUUGCCCCUAAGGGGUUGUUGGGUAUGUAUGACAGUGACUUCUGCUUAACCCGAAAUAGGUGCAUUUCCCUGACGACGCGUCCACGCAAUCCCAUGAUACUUUGGGAACGGAGCUGGUUUUUGACAGCAGGAGCUGGUUGCGGAAGUAUGUGCUUGGAAUGAAUGAGGUGUAACCUGUCACCUGCAUGUAUUGCGUACCAGUGAUGGGUGUUUAACCAGUAAGUGUGUAUGCGUUUCUCUGGCUAUGCUGAAGGUAUUUGGCGGUAUGAUGGCAGCGCUGCUGCUUGCCGGGCUUGUGGCUCUUCUGUUGGGUCAUUAUGAUACGACUUUGUUACGGGUACAGCGCGGUGGUGACAGUACCAAUGCCGGUAGCAGCUCACUCAGCCCGAGCCCUGGCCCACUGCCCGACAACAUUUUCUGGUUUGUACAGGUGUCUGACCUUCACAUAAGCCGCUUUCUUGAUCCCACAAGAGCACCUGACUUUGAGAAAUUUUGCUCUGAAACAAUCAGUGUCAUUAAACCUGACCUGGUUCUUGUAACUGGAGACCUAACAGAUGCUAAAACAAGGAACAAAGUUGGAUCUCGGCAAUAUGAAGUGGAAUGGCAGACUUAUCAGGGAAUCCUUAAACGAUCGAGGGUACUGGAGAAAACAAAGUGGAUUGACAUUAGAGGAAACCAUGGUAAAUGA